CAGCGGGGCAGUCGUGCGCAAACAGCGUGGGACGAACAGGUUUGUGAGUUUCUUCAGCAGGUAUGUCGUUCAGCAGGUUUGUGGUUUUCCUCGCCGCCGCGUUUUGUUCCUGCUCAGUCAACACGAAACCAGGACCAGGAAGUCCUGCUGGAAGCUGCCGCAGCUCCGCGUUUCUGGAGAUUUACUGGAAUAAGUGAAGGCUUUGACAGAUGGGGCUAGUUCCAGCCAGGUGGGGCGUGGGACAGAUGAGCCUGGCAGCAGUUUGCUUUGCUGUGAUCCAGCUGCAGACGGUCCUCGGCUCCGUCACCCACAGACGCGCAGCAGGAGGUCCGGUGUUUGUGGACGGACAGUCUGCAGCGUCCUUCCUGUCCCGCUCGCUGCUGUACAACAGCUGGGACUUCGAGCUGGUGGUGCCGGGCAACCUGGAGAGGGAAUGCUACGAAGAGCAGUGCAACUACGAGGAGGCCAGAGAGGUUUUUGAAGACGACCAGAAGACGCAAGCCUUUUGGACUGACUAUGUCAACAAGCAUGAGUCUACACCAAAAGUGGACGUGUCGGGGUUGGUGGCGGGGAUCCUGGCCAUCGUGGUGACGGCCGUCAUCGCCACCGUGCUGGGAGUCUACUGCUACAAGAACAAGAAUAAAGACAGGAGAAGAGCUCCAGUGAGGAUGGCAGGAGACGGUCUUCCAGCCCCAGAGGUGGUGCCUCUGGCCGAGAUCAGCGCUCCACCUCUACCCAGCUACAACGAUGCUCUGACCCGCAGCGGACAGCAUGACGCCCCCCCACCACCGUACUCAGGGGGUGCACAAUCAGAGCCUGCAGAUCCAGGAGACCAGCAAUAAGACGCCACUUCUGUAUUCCCGACAAGCACGGAGACAGUUUGAGUCAACUUUUAAAAUACUGCAUUUUAUUUAGCACCAAAGUGGAUUAUUUCUUUAAUUAUACCGACUGGUUACUGUGGGAGACUUCCAUCAUCCACCAAGAAACUGAACCAGAGAAAACACUUAACGGGAAGAUUUUUCAGGGAAUUUUAAGACAUUUUCGGGGGAACGUCCUCCAUGUUUAGCUGCGUUGUUCAUCCCUCAGAAGCUCCAUCGUUCCCAGUUCCACCUGCUGGUAAACAGGAGGAGCGUGGUGUUUAAGUAAAGGAGGAAUUAUCUGUUAAGAUUGUUUAUAUGUGCAAGUUGAAACAAAUUAAGAAUUUCAUCCUGAUAACUGGAAAUAAGUUUUAUGACCAUUAACCCUUCAAUGUAUAGUGUCUGUACAAAACAGCUGUUUUCUAAUAUAUUCAUGACGGGGACGGAUAUUUCUACACAUGUCGUUUCAGUGGACAUGGAGUCAUCCAACACACUCACUAUAUAUAUAUAUAUAUAUAUAUAUAUAUAUAUAUAUAUAUAUAUAUAUAUAUAUAUAUAUAUAUAUAUAUAUUCCUAGGUUUAAUAAAAGCAAUCACAGAAUAUCACAGAAAUA
Messenger RNA from Melanotaenia boesemani (Boeseman's rainbowfish), 1470 nucleotides. RefSeq names its product proline rich Gla (G-carboxyglutamic acid) 2 (gene prrg2). Gene Ontology annotation, molecular function: calcium ion binding. Gene Ontology annotation, cellular component: extracellular region. The transcript is spliced from 7 exons. NCBI's taxonomy places the organism in Eukaryota, Metazoa, Chordata, Actinopteri, Atheriniformes, Melanotaeniidae. The coding region runs from base 210 to 842 and encodes 210 amino acids. The record is from RefSeq and is a predicted model, not a curated record.